Messenger RNA from Dendronephthya gigantea, 282 nucleotides. RefSeq names its product 40S ribosomal protein S27. NCBI's taxonomy places the organism in Eukaryota, Metazoa, Cnidaria, Anthozoa, Malacalcyonacea, Nephtheidae. The coding region runs from base 22 to 276 and encodes 84 amino acids. The transcript has 4 exons. Gene Ontology annotation, molecular function: structural constituent of ribosome; RNA binding. Gene Ontology annotation, biological process: translation; ribosomal small subunit assembly. Gene Ontology annotation, cellular component: ribosome; cytosolic small ribosomal subunit. The record is from RefSeq and is a predicted model, not a curated record.
ACGACGAGAUCAGGUCGCAAGAUGCCUUUGUAUAAAGAUUUACUUCAUCCAAGUGCUGAGGAAGAGAAAAGAAAACACAAAUUAAAAAGGCUGGUACAGUCACCUAACUCGUAUUUCAUGGAUGUAAAGUGUCCAGGAUGUUACAAAAUAACUACAGUAUUUAGUCAUGCUCAGACGGUUGUCCUGUGUGUCAGCUGUUCAACUGUUUUAUGCCAGCCAACAGGUGGUAGGGCACGAUUGACAGAGGGCUGUUCUUUCAGGAGAAAACAACAGUAAAAUAGU